CCGCGAGGAGGGAGCGCGAGCUCGUCGGAAUUCAGCCCGGCGCCGAAAAACUAACUCCAGUCGCCGUUGGUCAAUAAAAUGGACGAUUUCCGACUGGACGAGCUUAGCGGGCCCGGCAUUGACGGAGUGAAGUGAGUUUUGGCGGCGUAGGUAUUUUAAGCAUUGCCUGAGUGCUGUACAACCAAGCAGAGGCCAUGGCAUUGAAGGAGAGGUUAGAGGCGGUGCUGAAUGUCAGCCUGCGGGUGCCCAGUAUCAUGCUGCUGGAUGUGCUGUACCGCUGGGAUGUCAGCUCCUUCUUCCAGAAGAUCCAGAGGAGCAGCCUCAACAACAACCCUCUUUUCCAGUACAAGUACCUGGCGCUUUACCUGCACUACAUAGGCUAUAUCCUCAGCGUGGUGCUACUGACUCUGCCACGACAGCAGCUGGUGCAGCUGUACUUGUAUGUCCUUACUGCCCUACUGUUAUUUGCUGGACACCAGAUCUCCAGGGACUAUGUUCGCAGUGAGCUGGAUUCUGGGUAUGAGGGACCAUUGUACCUGGAGCCCCUGUCUAUGAAUCGCUUCACCACAGCCCUAGUCUGCCAACUUGUAGUGUGUACCCUCUGCUCCUGCGUCAUGCAGACCAAGCGCAUUUGGCUUUUCUCUGCACACCUGCUCCCCCUGGUGGCUCGUCUGUGCCUGGUGCCCCUGGAGACCAUAGUCUUCAUCAACCGCUUCGCCAUGAUUUUCACGGGUCUGGAGGUACUGUACUUCCUGGUCUCCAACCUCCUAGUGCCCUACAACCUGGCCAAGACAGCCUAUCGUGAGCUGGUGCAGGUGGUGGAAGUGUACGGGCUUCUUGCGCUGGGGAUGUCUCUCUGGAACCAGCUGGUUCUGCCUGUCCUCUUCAUGUGCUUCUGGCUGGUGCUGUUUGCCCUGCAGAUCUAUACCUACUUCAGCACCCGUGACCAGCCUACCUCUCGUGAGAGACUACUGUUCCUCUUCCUCACCAGCAUUGCUGAAUGCUGCAGCACCCCCUAUUCCCUGCUGGGCCUGGUGUUCACUGUGUCCUUCAUCGCUCUGGGUGUGCUCACCCUCUGCAAGUUCUACCUACAGGGUUAUCGCGCCUUCAUGAAUGACAACACUAUGCACAGGGGAAUGACUGAGGGGAUCACCCUGUUGAUCCUGGCAGUGCAGACAGGCCUCAUCGAGCUUCAGGUCAUCCACCGGGCCUUCCUCCUUAGUAUCAUCCUCUUCAUUGUGGUGGCAUCCAUCCUGCAGUCAAUGCUGGAGAUAGCUGACCCCAUUGUGCUGGCACUGGGUGCCUCCAGGGACAAGAGCUUGUGGAAGCACUUCCGAGCCGUCAGCCUCUGUCUCUUCCUGCUAGUCUUCCCGGCCUACAUGGCCUACAUGAUCUGCCAGUUCUUCCACAUGGAUUUCUGGCUCCUCAUCAUCAUCUCCUCCAGCAUCCUCACCUCAUUGCAGGUCCUGGGGACACUUUUCAUUUAUGUGCUCUUCAUGGUGGAGGAAUUCCGCAAGGAGCCUGUGGAGAACAUGGACGAUGUCAUCUACUACGUGAACGGGACCUACCGACUGCUAGAGUUCUUGGUGGCCCUCUGCGUGGUAGCCUAUGGUGUAUCCGAGACUGUCUUUGGUGAAUGGACUGUCAUGGGCUCUACCAUCAUCUUUGUCCACUCCUACUACAACGUGUGGCUGCGUGCUCAGCUGGGCUGGCAAAGCUUCCUGCUGCGUAGGGAUGCAGUGGACAAGAUAAAGAGCAUGCCCACUGCCACCACUCAGCAGCUGGAGCAGCACAACGACAUCUGUGCCAUCUGUUACCAGGACAUGACAUCUGCAGUCAUUACCCCCUGUAGCCACUUUUUCCAUGCUAGCUGCCUGAAGAAAUGGCUGUAUGUCCAGGAAACCUGUCCGCUCUGCCACAGUCAGCUCAAGGGCCAGUCACAGCCCACUACACCUGGCACUCCCCCCCAGGAUGCUGUGCGGCCACCUCCGAAGCAGGAGAAUCAAAAUCAAGAAGCGGCAGAGCAAGCUGAUAGUGAGCCCCCUCUUGCCCAGGAAAGCCUAGACACUGAAGAGAAAGGCCUAUGUGACACUGGUUCUGAACCGUACCUCCAAGACCCUGGUGAUCCACCCCAUGAUAGUCCAUCCAUGCUCCAAGCCUUGUGCCAUGAGCAAGACAUCACACAGUCAAAAGGCAAAGUGAACAGAAUAGAGCAGCCUUCACCUUCUGAAAGACGGCAAGGUGCACAAAAUGAACUGAACCCAAAAGUGUCUCCCGCUACUGUGCUUGGCUUGUCUGCAGCUACCAACCUGCCAUUUCCAGCUCAGAGCAUGGAACCAGGAAAAUAAAGGGGAUGAAGGACAAUAAUGCAUUUUUAUGGAUAUUCAUGAAUCAGUGAUACUCUUCUGUAGAAGCCUGAACACCAGUGUUUAGUCCUUUGUUCCUUCCUCUACCUUUCUGAGCCUCCCUCAUAUCGUACUACAUGCCACAUAACCUCCCUGCAUCACUCUUUCCUUUUCACAGUUACUCAGCCUUACUGUUGUCUUAAAUUAGCCCCCUCCCCCCCUUUUUUAUUAUUUCACCAUUCUUGGUCUCUGCUAACAUUGUGGGCUCUUCUACCACAGGCCGUCAACCUCAGUUUCAUGUCCCUGGUGAGAUCGCAGGCCUACACUAUGACUGUUAAAGGGAGAUGGUGUUGGGUGGAGGAGACCAUUACUUAGCUCGCUGAAUGUGAUUGCAUAAUCUGACUGAAAAGAAAAGACAGCACUUGUAGUAAAUGCUUUGAGCACGCUUUGGCUAGCACGCUCUUGCUGUCUUGUAGCGCUAGAACUUUUUUCUUUGUAUAGGUAUGCCACUGCAUUUGCACUAAUGUAAUUUAUAGCAAUGCUCCAAAGUUGUCUUGUCAGGUACCAAAUAUUUUGGUGUGUAUGCAGAAAACAAACUAUGAAUAUAAAUACAUAUAUUUAUGUAAAGAGAUUUUAAUACUCCAUUGGAACUGUUAAUGCGGUACUUUACCAGCUGGUGUGAAGCGGACUAAAGUUUUGUGAACACUUUGGUGCCAUCUUCAGGUAAAAGUGUGACGAGCUUCUGGCCGUGGAUUGAGGCUUGGUGAAGGCUAAACGUAAUGCUCAGUUUACUUUGUAACAGUAUUAUUUGGCAUCUGUUGCAUUUGUGCAAAUGAAUACAUUGUAUAAUGUAUGAAAUACUCAGCAAAUGCCAUAUAAAAACAAUUGUGUAUAUAUAGUAGUGAAUUGAUAGCUUUUGCACAUGCCUAUGCAGAGGAGUGUACAGUACUGAAGGAUGUGUACAAAUUUUACAUUCCUCAUAGCAUUGAGAUUUUCUAGAAUAUUAUCAUCUGAAAUGUGCUUUUGAAUGAAGGGGUCAUUUGUUUGGAGAGUAGAAAACCCCAAAUCCAAACAUUUUUUUUAAGACAAAAUGAACUUGAUACAUUGUUAUACGAAUGCUGAAUUGUGAUCAAACUGUGACUGUGAUCUGUAAUAAAUUUGC
This is a messenger RNA of Scleropages formosus (Asian bonytongue), 3507 nucleotides long. RefSeq names its product ring finger protein 145a (gene rnf145a). Bases 195 to 2348 code for a protein of 717 amino acids. The record is from RefSeq and is a predicted model, not a curated record. Gene Ontology annotation, cellular component: endomembrane system. The transcript is spliced from 11 exons. Lineage: Eukaryota; Metazoa; Chordata; Actinopteri; Osteoglossiformes; Osteoglossidae. Gene Ontology annotation, molecular function: zinc ion binding; ubiquitin protein ligase activity. Gene Ontology annotation, biological process: proteasome-mediated ubiquitin-dependent protein catabolic process; ERAD pathway.